CGCAUGCGCAUGGACACGCAGCCACGCGAUAACUGUCUGAAAGCAGUGAAUCGUUGUUGAAAUGUUCUCGGCCGGUCUAUGCGUUUUCCGUUAACGUUGGAAAAAAGCGCGAAAAAGCUCCACAAAUUUUUAUCUUUGUACUGAUUUUUUACGACAGCAAUAAAUAGUAUCUUAUUUAAUUGUUAAUAAAAAUGGUUCGUUCAAUGAGAUUGCCUCUUGGUUCGCAAUGUGUCAAAUAUUUGCUCUUCGUGUUCAAUCUACUCUUCGUUAUAACGGGGGUAAUUUUAUUGUCCAGUGGCGUGGUAAUUCGCGGAGUUUACCAAGGCUACCAACAGUUUCUGGACAAUAAGUUCCUAUCAGUGCCAUCGUUCCUCAUCGCGAUUGGGGCAAUUAUUUUCUUCAUCGCCUUUUUCGGAUGUUGCGGCGCCGUCCGUGAAAACUAUUGCAUGAUAAUCACGUUUACCUCUUUGCUGGUCCUUGUUUUCAUUUUGGAGCUCGCAGGUGGUAUUUCUGGAUACGUUUUGAGAGCCAGGGCAUCGACGAUUAUUAAACACAGAAUGAAUGAUAUGAUGGUCGCGUACCCCAAUAAUACAGAAGUAUCGGAAGUUUGGGACGAGAUGCAACGCAAAUUCAACUGUUGCGGAACCGAUAGUCCGUUUGACUGGAAAGACAUUAUCAGUCCUCUUCCUCCUUCGUGCUGCUUACCUGAAGAGGGGAAGCAUACGGAUACGACAAAUUGUACCCUUACAUCACCGACUCUACACCACAAUGGCUGUUACCAGAGUCUCCUGUCUUUAAUCGCGUCUCAUGCUCUACAACUCGGUGGCAUUGGUAUUGGUAUUGCUAUUGUUCAGGCAAUCGGAAUCUGGUUUUCGAGUUACUUGGCACGAUCGAUUAAAAAUAGUUACGAAACCGUGUAAGAUUUUUAAUGAACUUGAAGAUCAUCCACACAUCAAGCAUAAAUAAGUGGAAUGGCGUCGCUCCUAAAAUUUGAAAAGUAAUUGUCCCAAAUCGUGUACAGUUACAAAAUAUUAUACAUCAGGAGUAAUAGGUUUUAUAUCACUAAACAACAGAUAUACGAAACGUGGAUCUUUUAAUCCAUAGAAUACGUUAAAAUGUAUGUAACGUUGAAAUCAUCAGUUUUCCUAAAAUAAAAUAUAAAGGACCCAUGUUUUUUUUCCGUUGGAAAGAGAAGCUGACAAAGAGUUUUCGUUCAGGAGAGUCUCAAUUGAAUAAAUAAUGUAAAAUCUAUUUGUGACGUUUUGUAAGAAAAAUUAUACUCUUUGAAAAAUGUAUAAAAUAUUACAUUACCAUAGUUAUGCCAUUGUCAUUUUUCUCAUUUCCUAUUCAGCAAUAUUUUGUCGUUCGUCUUUAGAAAAGCUAUUCUAACAUAUAUGAAGUUUUUUUGAUGGAUUUCAACAUUUUCAUAAUUAAACUCUUAAGCAAACGUGUAAAAGUAAGAUAAUAUUUUAUUGAUGUACAUUAUUACUAAAGCGUUUCUUAUUUACAAGAUUAAUAUAUCUAUCAGCAUUUAUCAUUUUCAUUCAAAUUUUACAGAAGUCUGUACGUGUUACAGAACAAAAUUUUUAACUAUCAGCUAGUACACAUAUUUUGUAGUAAUUUUCAUUAAAGAUACUCCUCAUCCUGAUCGCAGUCUUCGCUCGUUGUGUGAAAUGAUCGAACAUUUGCCCAUUUUUGUCAGCCGUUUCGAUCCGACUAAAGGUAAUGCAACAAGACUUCUACAUAAAACCAGUAAAACACAUCGAAUUGAGGGAACUUUGUACUCUGCAUGCAAACUAUUGUCUCAUGUGAACGACAACAUUGUAGUGGGAGAAAAUUCUUAAUUUGUAAUACAGUUUACCGCGGUUUGUAAUACUUACCCGUAAUUCAUACUUACCUAUGAAUAAUAAACGUGUGCUGAAUUACCCACACGAUGAUACACGUGAGUCAUAUUCUGUAUGUUUUUCACGCAUGGAUGUAGCAACCGGUCGAUUUGCCAGUGCCGACUAUUUCGAGGCCCCGAGUGGUAGUAAGAUGAUGUCCGUUGAGAAAUAAAUGUUUCAAUAACAUUCUGUAUUUGGUAUAUUAAAGGGAUAUUCCCGUUUGUAGAGAUCGUUUUUCGCCGUUGUUUAAGUUAUUGUUUUUAAAUCUAAUCGUAAUUUAUUUAAUAUUUUAACAAUAUUUAUUUUAACUAAAUGUUUCAUAACUUGAUUAAUACGUUAACGAGUUUACUGAAAUUCUGGAUUUCUAAUUUUACGAUUAAAUUUGAAAGCAAUAAAGUUAGAAAUUCAGAAUUCUAACAAACUUGUUAACUUGUUAACAAAGUUAUAAAAUAUUUAAUGGAAUAUAAUUCGUUUUAUUUAGCUGUCGUCAUAUCUGAAUAAUGAAAGAAUUAAUUCUUAUAUAUAUAUAAUAGAAAAUAGAAGUUAUUAAAAAAUGAUUUCCUCAAACAAGAAUAAUCUCGUAGCACGUUAAAGGUGCGGUUCUAUUUGUUUUGUUUUACAUUCGGGCAAUACAUAAAUUAAAAAAUUGCGCUUGUAUUUAAGCGAAGCAUAACAGAACAAGUCUUUUUUGUUUGGAAUGCUUUAAUGAAAUUCAAUGACAUGAACACAUUUUUAAUAUCAAAUUUGAUACUUUCGGUUUCUAGAGAUCGAUUUUACUGUUUGAUGAUCCUUCAUUAAUUUGAUAAUAAUCAAAUUUAUUAAGAAUUACAAUAUUCUAAGAACGUCGAUGAGAUAUCCUCAACAAUGAAAUGAUUAGAUAAGAUAUUUUUCUGAUAAGUAUCUCGAAAUAAACAAUAUGUGUCUGUAUAAUACAAUAUAAUGUAUAGUAUCAUAUCCUCUAAUUUUCGUAUUAACAAUUCUAUAAAAAUGUAUGAACCUGAAUCAUCAUAUUUUAAGCAUUUAUUAUAAAAAUAGAAACCUAUUUAGAAAGCUAAAAAUG
Molecule: messenger RNA, 2943 nt
Organism: Nomia melanderi (Alkali bee)
Lineage: Eukaryota; Metazoa; Arthropoda; Insecta; Hymenoptera; Halictidae
Product: CD63 antigen
Cellular component (GO): plasma membrane
Source: RefSeq, a predicted model, not a curated record